AGUCUGGCCAGAGGGGCGGCGAGGGUCUCAGCCCGAGCCGGAGCCGAGGACCGUCCCCCGAAGAAAAGGCGGGGCUCUGAAGGCCCUGGAGGAGAACGCCAGAGAUGGACCUCGUGAGACUCACUCGGCUCUUCUCUGGCCCCCGCCCCCUAGCACUGUCCAUCCUACAGCACCUUGACCCUCUCGGAGCCAGAUGGGCAGGAGGCAGGGAGGGUCCCACCCGGGUGAGGGCCACAGGGCUGAUUCGGCCAGCGCCAGCAGCCUUCAGCAGCUCCCUCUCUCAGCUGUCUCUUGGCCAGGGAAGCCAGAACACAGGCAGCCUCAGCUCGAAACCAAGCCAGCCCAGCCCCACAGCCACCCAGGAGGAAGAGGAAGAGGAGAGUUUUGGGACUCUCUCCGACAAAUACUCCUCCCGGAGAAUGUUCCACAAAUCAACAGCCCAGUUGUAUAACCUACGGCUCAGGGAACAGAGUAUUGAAGAUGAGGAAGGGGAGCUGGAGCCAAAGUUGUGGCGGGGCCGGAGAAACACCCCUUACUGGUACUUCCUUCAGUGCAGACGCCUGAUCAAGGAAGGAAAGCUGGUUGAGGCCAUGGACCUGUUUGAGAGACAGAUGCUGAAGGAGGAGCAACUCCAGCCCCUCGAGUGCAACUACACGGUGCUGAUCGGGGGCUGUGGGCGGGCCGGCUACCUGAAGAAGGCCUUCAGGCUCUACAAUGACAUGAAGAAGCGGGACCUGGAGCCCUCAGACGCCACCUAUACAGCCCUGUUCAACGUCUGCGCUGAAUCUCCCUGGAAGGACUCGGCUCUGCAGAGCGCCCUGAAGCUACGGCAGCAGCUGCGGGCCAGAAACUACCAGCUCAACUUGAAAACAUACCAUGCCCUGCUGAAGGUGGCUGCCAUGUGUGCAGACCUCAGAAUGUGCCUGGAUGUGUUUAAGGAAAUCGUCCAGAAAGGGCAUUCUGUCACUGAGGAGACCUUCAGUUACCUGCUAAUGGGCUGCAUCCAGGACAAGGAGACAGGCUUCCGACGUGCUCUGCAGGUGUGGAGGCAGAUGCUGCAUCUGGGGCUUCAGCCCAGCCGGCACGGCUACAACCUGCUGUUGGGGGCAGCUCGGGACUGCGGCCUGGGGGACCCGGAGGUGGCCGCGGCCGUGCUUCUGAGGCCCAGGAAGGAGAUGGCCCUGUUGCAGCCCCUGGCAGGCAGGCAGCGGGCAAAGAGGAGAGCCCGGGCCGGGGCUGACAGCAGCACGUCGGCCAGGCUGCUUGUGGAGGCCCUGGAGAGGCAGUUGUUUUGGGAACCUUCUCAGGCACUUGAGGGGUCUCCGGAAAUUCAGGAGGCUGGGGCCCCCAGCAUGGCCCAACCUGGAGCGGAAACGAAGGCGGAGCCUGAUCACAGGGUGGCCCUCCCCUCUGUGGCCCCGGAACCUCCUCCCUGGGGGCUGAAGGCCAACCUUCUGACCAUGGGGGCGGUCCCCUCAGCGGUGGUGUCCUUUGGGACCGUGACCACCCCAGCCGACAGACUGGCCUUGAUGGGGGGCCUGGAGGGUUUCCUGGGCAAGAUGGCGGAGCACGGGCUUCGGCCCGACAUCAAGACCCUCACGCUGCUGGCUGAGGCGGUGGAGCCCGGGAGCCCCGCAGAGUCCUCGCUGCUGAGCGUCCUGGACACGCACCAGGUGGAGGCUGACGUGACCUUCUUCAACACACUGAUGAGGAAGAAGAGCAGGCGGGGUGAUCUGGAUGGGGCGAAGGCCCUGCUGCCAGUCCUGGCAAGGAGAGGAAUUAUCCCCAACUUGCAGACGUUCUGCAACCUGGCCAUCGGGUGCCACAGGCCAGCGGAUGGUCUGCAGCUGCUCACAGACAUGAAGAGAUCCCAGAUGACCCCCAACACCCACUUCUACAGCACCCUCAUCAACGCAGCCCUCAAGAAGCUGGACUACACCUAUCUUAUCGACAUCCUGAAGGACAUGAGGCGGGACAGAGUCCCGGUGAAUGAAGUGGUCAUCCGCCAGCUGGAGUUUGCCGCCCAGUACCCCCCCACCUUUGACCGGGUCUCGGCUUAGCUGGCUCUUUCUCCACGUGGCACUGUGCCUUUCCCCAGUUUUCCAGCCUGUAGUUAUGUGUGCACGUGUGUGACUCUCGCCUUGAGAUCAUCAGCCCCUGGAGGUGGAGACUGUCUCCCUUGCUCACAUGGGUCCCGAGUGCCUGCCCAUUGUCUGGUGCCCGGUGUAGACUGUCAAGUGAACGGGACGGCUGGGCAGUGAUGGAACCUGAUAUGUAACGGCCGUUCCUCUCCCUCAUUCUGAGGAGUCAGGGGUGGCUGUGCAGGGCUGUUUGAGUGCCAUUGUUAAGACUUAGAAUUAGGCUGCCAGGCAGAGGGCAUAGCUGGGCAUCUUUGAACAGUUGACUGUUAGUGUUGUCUUACUGAUUCCUCGGAGUUCUUUAUAUAUUCCGGAUGUCAGUCUUUUGUUGGUUCCAUGUUGCAAAUAACUUCUAGUUAGUUGUGUCCACUCUGUGUGGGGCCCACAGUCAACAGUCACCAAACUCCCAUCGGCUUGAAGCUGAUUGUGUUCAGUCACACACUCCUGCUCCCUUGUGGUGGGCUCAUUUCUGCUGGUGGUGGGCUCGUUUCUGCUUGCGAUAGUCGUUUUGCUUCCUGUACAUCGAGGCUGUAUUAGGUACAAGUUUAGAGGUGUUCGGUCUUUUGAAUCAACCCUUUUGUCAUCACGUGGUCUUUGUCAGACUUUUUUGGGUUUUUUGGUGUAUUCCUCUACCCUCUUUCUCUUGGCAUCUGUCUGGCACACUGUUUCCUUUUCUCCCACUACCUCUGCACAGAGAACACGGCAGCAGUGCUGAGGGGACGGUCAGCAGGGAGCAGCGCCUGUGCCCAGGGGGAGGCGCUCAGCAGACCGUGGGGUCAGUCUGUGGCACCCAGCGACUGUAGCUGUGGGGGCCGGGGUGCUAUCCUGGGUAUAGGAGCUCAGUUGCACAUACUUAGGAAGGAUGGUUAGCAGAUGGGAGUCUGGGCCCGCCCCACGGUACAGCUUUGUUUCUCCGUGGCACACUACUCAGUAUUGAACGGCAUUUCUGCCCUCUCUCUUGACCACCUGGAAGCCGGAACAGCUUCCCUGAGGCCUGAGCCAGCUGCCAUGAUUUGGGGUGAGCUAUGUAUGUAGCAUGCAACGAGUCUGAUCAUGGCCCCCCUGAACCCGGAACCCCAUGCUUUUCCAAUUACAGUACAAAGGGAAGAACACUUACCUGGAGAAGAUCGAUGGCUUCCGAGCUUAUUAUAAGCAAUGGCUGAAAGUGAUGCCAGCAGAGGAAACCCCCCACCCAUGGCAGAAGUUCCGAACCAGACCAAAGGGAGAGCAGGACAC
This is a messenger RNA of Vicugna pacos (alpaca), 3374 nucleotides long. NCBI's taxonomy places the organism in Eukaryota, Metazoa, Chordata, Mammalia, Artiodactyla, Camelidae. The record is from RefSeq and is a predicted model, not a curated record.